Molecule: messenger RNA, 3045 nt
Organism: Dothidotthia symphoricarpi CBS 119687
Lineage: Eukaryota; Fungi; Ascomycota; Dothideomycetes; Pleosporales; Dothidotthiaceae
Product: DNA repair helicase rad25
Exons: 1
Coding region: 292-2703 (803 amino acids)
Biological process (GO): nucleotide-excision repair; transcription initiation at RNA polymerase II promoter
Cellular component (GO): transcription factor TFIIH holo complex; nucleotide-excision repair factor 3 complex; transcription preinitiation complex
Molecular function (GO): DNA binding; 3'-5' DNA helicase activity; ATP binding
Source: RefSeq, a predicted model, not a curated record
CUGACUCACUCACUCUGUACUGGUUUGCUGACUUCUAGACUCCUCAGUACACUUUGGUACGGGUCUGUGGGGACGUGCAAGCGUUACGUCAUUACUAAGCACCGUCUUAUCUCAUCGACGUCUACCUUCGCCUCUUCCCUCACGCCUGCACCUGUACUUCCACCCACCUACACCUGCACUUUUCCCCAGCACACCACGUCCUCCAGUUCUACCCAUCACAUCCAGUCGUCGCUCACAGGUGUAUAUGAUAAAGGAAGCUCUCGCACACCGCCCAGACGUUGACUAACCAUCAUGCCUCCCAAACGUAAAGCGUCCCAGGUAGCAGCCGAUACCGAUGACGACGAUAACUGGGAUGAGCAAGAUGACGGGCCCAUGAGCGACCAGGAGACGUUUGACAAGCUGAAGAAAAAGUUCGACGUGAAGACCAUGAGAAGAGAAGCACGCGGCAAUCAGACCAAGGACGCAGCCGCGAACCUGUUCAAGAAGUCUGAUCAAUGGAACGCGCCACUGAAGCCUGAUCAUCACAAUCGUCCUCUUUGGGUCAAUGAUUCAGGAGGUAUCAUCCUCGAAUCAUUUCAUCCUCUCUUUGACGAGGCUCAGGAUUUCUUGAUCAACAUCGCUGAACCGCAGUCGCGUGUCUCAAAGAUCCAUGAAUACCAGUUGACCACACACAGUCUCUUUGCCGCAGUCAGCGUUGGCCAUUCAAGCAAAGAGAUUGUGGAUAGGCUAGACCGAUAUUCUAAGACAGUCUUAUCUGACACCAUCAUCCAGUUCGUCGGGAAGUCGACCAACGCAUUCGGCAAGGCUAAAAUUGUAUUGAAGAAUACGCUUUCUUACAUUGAGAGCGAAGAUCCUGCUCUUCUUCAGAAGCUCCUACGCGAUGAAACCGUAGCCGCGUGUAGAGCAGACACUACCGAUGGCCUCAUCAAAGAGGCCGCACCCAAAAUGGGCCAAAUGGCCAUCCCUGGUACCAAGAUGGCCGCUGGCCAGAACCAGAUGGCACAACAACCCCCCGCCGAGAACCCAGCACCAAGCGAUAUGAUUGCCUCGUUGAGAGAAGAUGACGGUGAUGAAGACGUCGCUCAGGUCCAUUCAUUCCAGAUUAAGAGUGAAGAUCGAGAAAAGGUCGUCAAGCGAUGCCGACACAUAGGCCUCCCGCUUACAGAGGAAUACGAUUUCAAUAACGAUCACGUAAAUGCAAAUCUCGAGAUCGACCUUAAGCCUCAUGCGCAAAUUCGAUACUACCAAGAGAAGGCUCUGAGCAAGAUGUUUUCCAAUUCGCGUGCACGAUCCGGUAUCAUUGUGCUUCCUUGUGGCGCAGGUAAGACUUUGGUUGGCAUCACCGCAGCUUGUGGUGUCAAGAAAUCUUGCAUUGUUCUGUGUACCAGCGCAAUGUCCGUUGUUCAAUGGAGAGCCGAAUUCAUCAAGUGGUCCAACAUCAAUCCGGAGGAUGUCGCUGUGUUUACAUCGGACAACAAGACUAGCUUUCCUCGUAAUGCGGGUAUCAUCAUCAGUACAUACUCCAUGAUCAGUAAUGCUCGAAAACGAUCUCACGACGCUGAAAAGGUCAUGAAUUUCAUUCGAAGUCGCGAGUGGGGGCUUCUGAUAGCUGACGAAGUGCACGUUGUACCCGCCCAGAUCUUCAAGAAAGUCACUUACGAGAUCGCCUCCCACACCAAGCUUGGCCUCACCGCCACACUACUCCGAGAGGACGACAAAAUCGAUGAUCUUAACUUUCUCAUUGGGCCGAAACUCUAUGAAGCAAAUUGGCAAGAGCUGUCGGAACAAGGUCAUAUCGCUAGGGUGCAGUGUGCGGAAGUAUGGUGUCAGAUGACGCCUGAAUUCUACACAGAAUGGCUAAAGCCCUCUUCGUUACAGAAAAGAGCCCUGCUUGCGAUUAUGAACCCCAAGAAGUUCCAGGCUUGCCAGUAUCUAAUCGAAUACCACGAAUCGCGAGGAGACAAGAUUAUUGUGUUUUCUGACAAUGUCUACGCACUAGAGAAGUACUCCAGAACGCUCGGGAAAGCAUUCAUCUACGGCGCAACUCCACAGAGCGAGCGACUGAAAAUUUUGGAAAACUUCCAACACAACCCCUUAAUCAACACUAUAUUCUUAUCCAAGAUUGGUGAUACGAGUCUGGAUCUACCGGAAGCAACGUGCUUGAUUCAAAUUUCUUCGCAUUAUGGUUCACGUCGUCAAGAAGCACAACGACUAGGACGCAUUCUUCGGGCAAAGCGGCGAAACGAUGAGGGAUUUAAUGCAUUCUUCUAUUCCUUGGUCUCAAAGGAUACAGACGAGAUGUAUUACUCCUCGAAGCGCCAGGCCUUCCUUGUUGACCAAGGGUACGCAUUCAAGGUCAUCACCCGCCUGGAGGGGUUGGAAAAUUCGCGUACCUUAUCUUUCUCCACGCCUCAGGACCGACGGGAGCUGCUAAUGGAUGUUCUCCUUGCCAAGGACGAGGAUGGAAGAGCCGAGAAGAUCGAAGGAGAUGCAUUCGAUUCGAACUAUGCAUCCAACAGAGGCAACAAGAAGAAGAAAACAGGCGUGCGAAGAGCAGCAGGCACCCUGUCUGAACUGUCUGGUGGUCAGGAUAUGGCAUACCUAGAGACGAAUAAGAGCAAGAACAAGGAGCUCAAGGGAACAAAAGCAAUCAAGAACCAGUUCAUCAGGGGGCUUGCGAGAACAACUGGGAAGAAAACUUAGGUAUACGUAUCACUGGCGUCGCUAUCUUGCGUUUGGAACUUAGACCUAGCGCAGCUUGGCUUCGACUUGGAGGAUCGGAGACCAGGCCGUAAUUGAGGCGUCUUUACAAUCCGACAGACUAAUCAAGGUUGGGCUCGCGUGCUUUUGACAGGUGUGCACUAGCUUGUCAUUUUGUCCCGAAAGCAUGGGUCCUUUUGUGGCUUGACGCUGAAGUAUAUUUUCACUGCAUUUGGCUUUUGCUCACAUCUUCAGCAAUGGGCUAGGUAUCAUUGGUGCAAUAACGUACAGAUUGAACGACCAACAUGUCCCACAUUUUGAUUUUGCUUGUGAUUCGCCACGAGG